CCGCGAUGCUGCCGCGGCCGCCGCUGUAGCGAUCGCCCGAGCCCGCAGCGGAGCAAGACAUGAAUGCACCCGUGAAUGCUAGAAGCCUGUAAGCUUGCCGGCAUCGGGAAGGUGCAGAGUGGUGGCCUCCAAGGACCAGCUCCUUCACCUUGGCCUUGCCCUCCAGCUCGCAGUCCGCCAUGGAGACGCUCUCCCAGGACUCCUUGCUGGAAUGUCAGAUCUGUUUCAAUUACUACAGCCCCCGGCGAAGGCCCAAGUUGCUGGAUUGCAAACACACCUGCUGCUCCGUGUGCCUCCAGCAGAUGAGGACAAGCCAGAAGGACGUGAGGUGCCCCUGGUGCCGCGGCAUCACCAAGCUGCCCCCGGGCUUCUCCGUGUCACAGCUCCCUGACGACCCCGAGGUCCUGGCGGUCAUUGCCAUUCCGCACACCUCUGAGCACACCCCGGUCUUCAUCAAACUGCCCAGCAAUGGGUGCUACAUGCUGCCCUUGCCCAUCUCCAAGGAGCGCGCGCUGCUACCCGGAGACAUGGGCUGCCGCCUGCUGCCUGGGAGCCAGCAGAAGUCUGUCACCGUGGUGACCAUCCCCGCUGACCAGCAGCCUCUGCAGGGCGGGGCCGCCCCCGAGGCAGUGGAGGAGGAGCAGGACCGGCGGGGCGUGGUGAAAAGCUCCACCUGGUCGGGGGUGUGCACUGUCAUCUUGGUGGCCUGCGUCUUGGUUUUCCUUCUGGGCAUCGUGCUCCACAACAUGUCUUGCAUUUCUAAGCGCUUCACUGUGAUAUCCUGUGGCUGAAGGGGGGGCCACCAGGAAGCCUCUUGUGGGUGCCAACUUAGGGGUUGAGCAGGUGUUGGUGACGGGGUCCCGGGGAGAAGUUGGGGGGCGACACUGACCAUUUGGUGCCGAGUGCUGGCCUCUGGGUUGCCACUUGAUUCACCCAAGACAGACACGAAGGGCGGAAGGUGAGGUGUCAGCAAGACGCCAGGAGAAUUGUGCUGAGUUUUAACGGCAACAGCUUUGAAGAUGAUUGCAUGCAUCCUCAUAAUCAUGUAUCAAAUGGACUGUAAUUUAUGAUUUUUCAAAAUCAUGUUACGAGAUAGACAUAUUCUACUUAGACGUCAAACUGUACAAGUGCGUACAAUGUGAUCUUCUCUAAAUGCGGUAGAUUAAGACAAAGAUGCUGUGUACACAAGUAGAAUCAAACCUGCGAAUCCAUGUAAAAAUUCAGUGAAGACAUGCAGUGCUGGCUUCUUUACUUUUUUUUUUUUUAAAUGAAAUCCAGUCUUCAUUUAGUUGCUGAGGCUUUUUAUACACUUUGAAUGGCACCAAGAUCAAAAUAAGUUAAGUGGACGAUCGUUUUUUAGAGAAAAUAUUUGAGCAGAUGUCUCCAGUGUGUUGUGUUUUGUCAUGCACCUUCGUGUCUCCUCACUUGUAAUUAGAGCUCGCUACGUGUUUAUUAAACAGAAAGCCCAACAGGGGAGCAAUAAACCGAGAAAUAAUGAGAAAUGCCUAAUCCCACAGGAAACCUGUAUGCCAAUUUUUCUCAAGCCAUCUCACAAAAUGAGAAUUUAAAAUGUAAAUAUUGUGUAUUUGUGUGUGUGUGUGUGUGUGUGUGUGUGUA
This is a messenger RNA of Lemur catta (Ring-tailed lemur), 1617 nucleotides long. It is a transcript of the gene RNF152, whose product is annotated as ring finger protein 152. NCBI's taxonomy places the organism in Eukaryota, Metazoa, Chordata, Mammalia, Primates, Lemuridae. Gene Ontology annotation, biological process: cellular response to amino acid starvation; positive regulation of autophagy; negative regulation of TORC1 signaling. Gene Ontology annotation, cellular component: lysosomal membrane; lysosome. The transcript has 2 exons. Gene Ontology annotation, molecular function: ubiquitin protein ligase activity. The record is from RefSeq and is a predicted model, not a curated record. Bases 180 to 791 code for a protein of 203 amino acids.